AUGGAUCGGCCUAGCAGCAAAAUUGUCAGGACGCGCCCAGAUAUGGAAAAAGUACAUGUGCAGAGAGUGACGCAUCCCCAAGGUCACCAUCCGUACGACACGUUUCGGAUAGCAGUGGGCGGAGCAGGAAGCCAAGGAACCGAUACAGAGUUGCUCUACCGUUCAGCAUGUCACAACACAUCGAACUUCCCACAGAUAACAGGCAAUAUUUUACUGUCACUCAUCAGUCUGGACUAUAUUCCGGGCAGUGGUAUUACUCCGGUGCUCUCAUUGGCCACCUGUUAUAAACAGAGUCAGUGGCUAUUGCGGAAUGUAAAAUGGGAUCUAUGUGAGGUUGCUGAAGAUCCGCCAACAACCCACGGCCGUUUUCGCCCUUCUUGGGGCUCAUCAGCGGACCAAAAUUCAUUUCGAUCGGUAGAGCGCAUGAACACAAGACGCCCGUUACGAGUUGGAAGUCGAUCAUCCACCACGACGUCAAGCCACUGGCCGAACCGCCAAAAUCUGAACCAAAACAUUCCGCAGUAUGGGAAGAACCCGUCCGCGUUAGAUCGGUUGGAAUCAAAGGAUUGGCCGAAAGGAACGACCUUGGAAACAGAGGCAUCGGGUGGGAACCAAGGGGAAAAGGCAUGCUCUCAUCUGAUUAGUCACAAAGGGUAG
This is a messenger RNA of Opisthorchis viverrini, 657 nucleotides long. RefSeq lists its product as hypothetical. Lineage: Eukaryota; Metazoa; Platyhelminthes; Trematoda; Opisthorchiida; Opisthorchiidae. The coding region runs from base 1 to 657 and encodes 218 amino acids. The transcript is spliced from 4 exons. The record is from RefSeq and is a predicted model, not a curated record.